This is a messenger RNA of Sitophilus oryzae (rice weevil), 1286 nucleotides long. RefSeq names its product FMRFamide-related peptides (gene FMRFa). Bases 87 to 698 code for a protein of 203 amino acids. Gene Ontology annotation, biological process: neuropeptide signaling pathway. The record is from RefSeq and is a predicted model, not a curated record. NCBI's taxonomy places the organism in Eukaryota, Metazoa, Arthropoda, Insecta, Coleoptera, Curculionidae. The transcript has 3 exons.
CUCGCCUUGUCCUGUUGAUUCGCCGUACUCCUGCUGCUGGUAGCGUGUUCAAGAAGAGCUCUCGUGGUUUUUCACCGGUUUCCUACAUGGGGACUCCAGUCAUAUUCAUCGCCAUUUUUCUCCUACAGUCAGUCCUGUCAUAUUCGGAUGACCUCUUCGAAAACUUUGACGGUACCUCGUUCGUCGCGGUAGAUGAUCCAGAUGUGGACGCGUACAACGAACGGAAACAGCAACGGAACGACAAGUUUCUCCGGUUCGGGAGACGAUUCUGGGACUUCGACAGCGACAACGACGGCCCCUUCGACGACAGCGAGGGGGCGCCCAGACCGCCGAGAACAGGAAGUUUUAGCAGCGAUCCCCAGCAGCGUUCCACCAGAGACAAGAGUAGCUUUCUACGGUUCGGCCGCAGCACGAACGAGGACAAGAAAAAACGUGCCAAACGAGCGACUUCCCCACCGGAAAACCUGAAGCGUCACGAAAACUACCUACGCUUUGGCAGGAACUCGAAUUUUAUGCGAUUCGGAAGAGCGCCCCUGUCCGUGGCGUACGCCCAUGGCAACCAGCAGCGUCCCAAUUAUUCCCACGAACUGAUGCAGAGACGAUUGCCGUUGGAUUCUCGUAACGAGCGUUUGCUCUUGAAUUAUCUGCGAAAUCUUAUGCAACAACAAUCGGAAGGAAAGGAAAUUAGCGAAAUGUAAGAAUAUUUCUAAAGUAAAAUGUAAGCGGCAUUAUUAUAUCAAGUGUAUUUUGUCUUAUUUGUCGGUGUUAUUCCUCUUCACACUAUGUCUACCUAACACGAACUGGCUGGAUUUUUAUUUGAUUCGAGAAUCAUAAAAAAUCGUUUAGCUAGACAUAACCACCACCAAUAAUUGGAUUUAAUAAUUUUUAUUAAAGGUAAUAUAAAAAUUGUUAAAUAUACAGGGUGAUUUACGGCAAUCGUAGGUUAGAUGUUUAUGGGUAACCGGUGAUAGAAUUUUUUUUGUAGAGUAUCAUUAGUAUUUUAAAUUUAAUAAAAUGGGUAUUAAUUAUUAAAUUAAUAAAUAUGGGUAUUACAUUCUAAAAACUACUUUCGUUUCUUAUAAUUUUUCUAGUAUACACCUCUGGUGACUUUUUUAGCUGAAAUUACUUAAACAAAGAAACAAAAAUUCAGUAUGUAGAAGCCUCCCCAAACACAAAAUCAUUAAAAGUUCAUUCAUUUUCUUUUUUCCGACUUUAGAAUAUGUGAAAUCAGUUACAUGAAAACCAGGGAAUGCAAUCCCGCUCCAAAAUCUCAAUCCCGCAAACCC